Messenger RNA from Culex quinquefasciatus (southern house mosquito), 584 nucleotides. RefSeq lists its product as uncharacterized. The transcript has 7 exons. The record is from RefSeq and is a predicted model, not a curated record. Bases 98 to 427 code for a protein of 109 amino acids. Lineage: Eukaryota; Metazoa; Arthropoda; Insecta; Diptera; Culicidae.
ACUAAAGCGUGAAAAACGUAACAUUCAACACCAGCUUUCAACGAAUUUCUCCUAUAAAACUUAACAAGCUUGACAAACUUCACCAUCAGUUGGCAAAAUGAAGUUCGGCAUUGUGACAUUUUUGGGCGUUGUGCUGCUGGCAGCACUGACGGAGGCAAUUGUUGGUUCACCACCGCAUUUUGGCAAACGGGAAGCCGUGAUGGUGCCAAAUGAAGCCGCUAUCGUCAAACGAAAUGGACCUCCAUAUCUAGAUGAAGAUUUUGGCCGGGGUAAACGGGAGGCUGUUGCGAAACGAGCUGGACCUCCAUACGAUUUCGGUAUGGGCAAACGGGAGGCUGUCGUUAAACGAGCUGGACCACCAUAUGGCUUUGGCUUGGGAAAACGGGAGACUGUCGUCGAACGAAACGGACCUACAUUUAAGAAAUGAAAUUUAUGUCAAUAUUUUAAUAUUUUUGCGAUUUUUUUUGGUUAGAUGAUUUUGGCAUGGGCGAACGCGAAAGAAAAAAAGUUGGAAGUUUGAUUUGAAUUAUAUAAAUUAUUGUUUAAUUUUAAAAUUACAAUGUUCAAAUAUUAUCUAAAUGUUG